Messenger RNA from Pristis pectinata (smalltooth sawfish), 2104 nucleotides. RefSeq names its product TAF5-like RNA polymerase II, p300/CBP-associated factor (PCAF)-associated factor (gene taf5l). The record is from RefSeq and is a predicted model, not a curated record. Gene Ontology annotation, molecular function: protein binding; transcription coactivator activity. Lineage: Eukaryota; Metazoa; Chordata; Chondrichthyes; Rhinopristiformes; Pristidae. Gene Ontology annotation, biological process: regulation of DNA-templated transcription. Gene Ontology annotation, cellular component: histone acetyltransferase complex; nuclear protein-containing complex.
CCAAUCGGCGUGAGGCCGAGCCGCUCGAGCGGAGGCGCCAAAGCGACGGCGGCGGCGGCGGGGAGAGCAGCCGCGGUCCUGGUCCCGCCCCUUGCACCCUCUCAGCCGGCCCGGCCCGUUCCGUCCCGUCCCUCGCUUCAGGUCCGAGGCCCGGCCACUCUCUCCGGCUUUCACUUUCACUGCGGUAAAGGGAACGGCCGUCAUGCAGUAAGUCGCGGGCCCGGCGCUGAGCGAAGCCGGUGGCGGACCAUGAAGCGAGUACGCACAGAACAGAUUCAAGCUGCUGUGGCUCACUACCUCAGAAGAAGGCAAUUUGUGGACUCGGAUGGAGCCAUGAAGCAAGGACCCAAGUUUUCUCAGACUGCUGAAGAAAUGGCGACCAACUUGACAGUUCAGGCAGAGUCUGGGUCUCCCAAUGUGGUUUCUGCGGCUCCCUGUCAAGCUGAUCCUAAUCAAUAUGAGAUACAGUUUGGGAGGCUUAAAAUCUUCCUUUUUGAUACAGAAUCGAAGUACAGCCGAGAAGUAAAACAACCUUACCCUUUAUUUGUCUACCUCCAUCUUGACAUGGUACAUAGCGGUUUGAAGAGUGCAGCAGAUAGCUUCUACAGUCGCUUCCAUGGAAUGUUUCUGCAAAACACUGAUCAAAAGGACAUCAUGGAACAGCUAAGGAGUACUCUAAACAGCCAGGAUAUUUAUUCAAACUCCAAGCUGCGUACUCUAAUUGAAAACAAGUAUGUUGUUAGCCUUACUGAAGAAAGUUAUAACUAUCUUCUCCGCUACCUCCAGAGUGACAACAAUAGUACUUUGUGCAAGGUUCUAGCCUCACGUGUUCACUUGGAUGUGCAGUGUUCUCAGCAGACUGGCUAUCAGCUAUACAGUGUUGGAGCCCUUUCUCGAAGUGAGGGGUUGGGCUUGGAGCCUCCAGAGAUGCCCUCUGCCAUGUUGCAGAAUGAAGCAGCAUUGGAGAUGUUACAAGACAGUAUAAAACGAGUAAAGGAUGGGCCGCCCUCUCUCACAACAAUAUGUUUCUAUGCUUUCUACAACACAGACCAGUUGCUCAACACUGCGGAAAUUUCACCCGACAAUAAACUGCUCAGUGCUGGCUUUGACAAUUCUUGUAUUAAACUCUGGAGCUUGCGAUCGAAGAAACUUAAAUUCGGGCCACAGCAAGUGGAUGUUUCUCGAAUCAAUCUUGCGUGUGAUAUCUUUGAUAAUGAGGUGGUAGAUGAUGUGGGCAGCGAAAUGAAGAUCCUGAGAGCACACUGUGGGCCUGUGUACGGUACCAAGUUUCUCUCAGAUAAUUUGGGACUUCUGUCUUGUUCAGAGACACAACAGUUCGAUACUGGGAUUUGUGCAGUUUUAAAAAACACUGGUUUGUAUCAAGGGCAUGCUUAUCCAGUCUGGGACUUGAACGUUAGUCCCCUGAGCCUUUACUUUGUGAGUGGAUCACAUGAACGGACUGCAAGACUUUGGGCACUUGACAGAACAUACCCACUGCGCAUUUAUGCAGGUCACUUAGCAGAUGUGGACUGUGUAAAAUUUCAUCCAAAUUCUAAUUAUGUGGCCACCGGCUCGAUAGAUAAAACUGUGGCGGCUUGGAGUACUCAGCAAGGGAACACAGUUCGUCUCUUCACAGGACAUCGUGGCCCUGUGCUGGCUUUGGCCUUUUCUCCUAAUGGGAAGUACUUGGCUUCAGCAGGUGAAGAUCAACGACUGAAGCUAUGGGACCUCGCAUCAGGUACUUUAUUCAAAGAGCUGAGAGGGCAUACUGACAACAUCACUAGCCUUGCAUUUAGUCCAGAUAGCAGUCUAAUUGUUUCUGCGUCAGUUGACAAUUCUGUCCGUGUCUGGGAUAUUCGUAACACUUACUCUAAUUCGUCAGUGGAUGGUUCUUCCAAUGAGCUGGUGGGUGUAUAUACAGGACAGACCAGUAAUCUUUUGAGUGUUCAGUUCAUGUCCUGUAAUCUGGUGUUGGUUACUGGAGUUGCACAAGGAUCAUAAGCAUAAGUGAACAAUUCUAGUGUUUAGAAAGUUCUAGAAAAUUAAGUCACGUGGACCACAUGUAUUAAGUGCAUUUUCUGGCAUGCCUUGGUCAAGUAAUGUG